This is a messenger RNA of Angiostrongylus costaricensis, 579 nucleotides long. NCBI's taxonomy places the organism in Eukaryota, Metazoa, Nematoda, Chromadorea, Rhabditida, Metastrongylidae. The record is from the annotation of a GenBank genome assembly.
AUGCCUGACAAGUGCUUUCCGCCGUCGGAUUUCGUUUCCACACAACUCUCCAACAAUACAAUCGGUCAUCGUCGAGUCCUGAUCAGAAGAACUGGUGCCAGAGUCCUGUUGGUCAUCGUCCGCAACGUCACUGGUGCAGCACCCCUUCAGAGACUUUCUUUCAAUACCACGCUUUCUUCCACAUCACAAGUCAAUGACCGACCGAAUUCAGAAGUAGCGACAACGCUCAAAUCACUGGAUGAAUUCCGAACAAUGAGAAGGUUUCACUUUGGAAAAGAAGUGCCGAUACUAGCGAUCUUCGCCUGUGUCGUUUCCUACUGUGCUCUUAUCGCUCUUGCCUGUGCCUUCCUUCAUUAUGAAGAAUGGGAUGAUGCUGAAGAUACUGAUGAAGAAGUGGACGUUUUCGGGGACGUUGUCGAGGAAAUUCAUGAACAACGAGUGCGAGAGGCCAGCACCCAGACAUCUCCUGUAGUUGGGGUGUGGCGUGUUGAGAAAAGCAUACAUAGCGUCAUGUUGAACGAAAUCCCGCUAAGAGAAAUUGUUCCGUGGAACGGACAAUCACAUCAAAGCGAAUGCUAA